AUAUAUAGUCCACUCUCCUGCCGCUCUCUCUUUUCUUCUCUUCUUCCUCACCUCUCACUACUUUCAGAACUUCAGCAACACCCACCCUUCCCGUGCUUUUCCAACAAUGGUUUUCGGCACUGGAGGGGAACACGCCCCUCCAGUGCAUCGCAUACUGCUGCUGCGUUCUACAUGCACCGUCGCUGCCGACAUCUCCCUACAUACGCGCAACCGCGGCUCGAAUCUGCUUUUGCGGGCUAUCCGACGACCGAGAGAGGCUACGGACGCCUUCAGCCCAGCACUUGCUUCGCCGCCCACGACGACGACGACUUGA
Myxozyma melibiosi is the source of this 313-nucleotide messenger RNA. RefSeq lists its product as uncharacterized. Lineage: Eukaryota; Fungi; Ascomycota; Lipomycetes; Lipomycetales; Lipomycetaceae. The record is from RefSeq and is a predicted model, not a curated record. The annotation marks the transcript as partial. The transcript has a single exon.